Molecule: messenger RNA, 522 nt
Organism: Didymodactylos carnosus
Lineage: Eukaryota; Metazoa; Rotifera; Eurotatoria; Philodinida; Philodinidae
Source: the annotation of a GenBank genome assembly
AUGUGGUUAUUACAAAGACAUGUUUCAACGAGUUCAGAUCAAUGCCGUGAAUUUCUUCGUUACUUCGAAUAUCAAUGGCUUGUAUCUGUUCCAAUACAAUAUUGGCAUGUGGAAAAUUUGAAUCCCAGAAGCAACAACUGGAUAGAAGGAUAUAAUAAUCGUAUUGAAGCACGUUUUGGUAAUCAUCCUAAUAUAUGGCUCUUUCUGUAUCAUUUAUUAAUCGAAGAACAAAUAAUUAAACAACGCGUACAGCAACUCGUCGUUGGUAAAAUUCAAAAGAGUGGCAGUACACGUGCACCAGAAAAUGAUACAAUAAGUCAUUCAAUAACAAAACUGAAUAAAAAAUAUAUUAAUGGCAAUUUAGAUAUUGAAAAAUAUUUGAAAGCGUGUAUAUAUUUAGUUGGUAACGCUGAUGCCAAUAAAAUAACAUCAACAGCAGCUACAAUAUGCCCAACAACAACGCCGCUAAAGAAGAAACCUGCAUCUAAAAUAUCAACAACAAAGACUCUCUCUUUAAACUAA